Molecule: messenger RNA, 1569 nt
Organism: Brugia malayi
Lineage: Eukaryota; Metazoa; Nematoda; Chromadorea; Rhabditida; Onchocercidae
Gene: Bma-nhx-8
Exons: 13
Coding region: 1-1569 (522 amino acids)
Biological process (GO): sodium ion transport; regulation of pH; proton transmembrane transport
Cellular component (GO): membrane; Golgi apparatus
Molecular function (GO): sodium:proton antiporter activity
Source: RefSeq, a predicted model, not a curated record
AUGCUAAGCAUAAGUAGUGGAGGAAGAAGUACGUUAAGUUUUGCUGGAUUGUUGAGGUUUCUACUGCUACUUCCAGUUAAUGCAGAUUUGCUUCCCGGAAGCAAUAGCGGGACAGGAAGCGAUGUCGUUUACAACAAGACAACGAAGAUACCAAUAUUAUCAAUUGAUGAACACAGUGAAGAUGUGGAAGAAAGGAAAAGUUCGAUGGGCGAUUUCUUCAUGAAUAUGUUCCCGAUCUUAUCAUUUGCUACACUUGGAACAGUAAUAUCUGCUUUAACUAUUGGUUCAGUUUUGUAUGUCCUUGGCCAGGCAGAUUUAAUAUAUAAAAUGCGUGUCGCAGAGAGUUUUGCAUUUGGCUCAAUGAUCUCUGCUGUGGAUCCAGUUGCUACACUUGCAAUCUUUCAAGCAUUAAACGUUGAACGAAUGCUAUAUAUGCUUGUUUUUGGCGAGUCCAUAUUUAAUGACGCUGUUUCUAUCGUUCUUACAUCUACUUCACUGGAAAUGUCUCUUCAAAAUGUUACAUGUUCGACAUCAGUCAGCUUAUUUUCCCCUGUAAUUUCCAGAUUUACUUAUAUCUUUCUCAUAUCUGCUCUUCUUGGUGUCUUUGUUGGACUUCUUUCGGCACUGAUGUUCAAGUACGUUGAUCUGCGUAAAACGCCAUCACUGGAAUUUGCUUUACUACUUAUAUUUGCAUAUUUGCUAUACGGUCUUGCAGAUGCCAUUUCACUUUCAGGUAUAAUGGCUACUUUAUUUUGCUCAAUAACCAUGUCUCAAUACACUCAUUUCAAUAUUUCGCCUAUAACACAAAUCACUAUGCAACAGACAUUUAGAACAUUAGCAUUUGUGGCAGAAACUUGCACUUUUGCAUAUUUGGGACUGGCUUUGUUUACAAUCAAACUUCAAUUUGAACCAAUGUUUGUAUCAUGGAGCAUUUUGCUUUGCUUCGUCGGUCGUGCGUUCAAUGUAUUUCCCCUGGCUUAUCUAGCUAACAAAUGUCGUCAUCCUCAGAUUUCUAUAAAGAAUCAGUUCAUAAUGUGGUAUAGUGGUAUGAGAGGAGCUGUGGCAUUUGCAUUAGCUUUACAUAUAUCGAUAGAAAAUCAGGAAACAAAAAGAGUUUUGUUAACAACAACACUUUUCAUCGUGUUAUUCACUAUUAUUUUUCUUGGUGGUACAACUUUACCUGUGCUACGGAUGCUAAGCGGUGCAUUCCCGGAUAGGAAGCAGCAAAAGAGUGUAGGAAUACGAAAAGCGAGUGACACGGAUAGAUCUGCUGUUAAUCUCUUUAAGUUUAUAUUCGAUCAAUCGGAACAUUUGGCUGAUACAGAAAAGAUUGAUACAUUUACUAAAUAUGAGAGAGAUACACAUAAGGGAGCUGCUUACAAAUUUAACGAGCUAUUUGUCCGACCAUUCUUCGUUCGGAAAUAUACGUUGAAAGAGCUACAGGAGAAUCGAAUGAGUAUGCAUCGAAUCACAAAUAAAUUACUUAAUGCAGACUGUAGUGGUGUAACUCGACAGUUCUCUACCGAUGAAACCUCUACUAGUUCUUCAAUAACCCAGUCGUUACUGUAA